Messenger RNA from Capronia epimyces CBS 606.96, 714 nucleotides. RefSeq lists its product as uncharacterized. The record is from RefSeq and is a predicted model, not a curated record. The coding region runs from base 1 to 714 and encodes 237 amino acids. The transcript has a single exon. Lineage: Eukaryota; Fungi; Ascomycota; Eurotiomycetes; Chaetothyriales; Herpotrichiellaceae.
AUGGGGGACACCACGUCACACGCCUCAAAUUUGAAUACGGCUCACAUCCACUACCAGCUGUUAGAAUUCAUGAGCCAACGACACGGACAUGCUUAUUUGGCUGUUGACAGGUUCCCACCUGGAUUAUUUGCCCAGCUAAUUGCAAUCGGCCAUCUUCGAUUUCGAGCCACGAAAGCCCUCAAGCAGUCGAGAGGCACAGAGGAUACACCCCAUGAAGCUCAAAAUGUACUUCAAAACAUCCACAGUUUCUUGCCCGAGCUGUGGGCAGAGUCGAAACCUCGAUCAAAAGCAGACUGGGUCUUGAUAGGAAGGGCAUAUCAAGCUGCAACCAUCAUAUACUGCAUUUCAUCCCUGCAAAGCCUGUCGGUGCUGCCAUCAACUCCUACACUACGAGACAGUUGCCUGAUGCAAGGCGAAAUUGUCCAGAAUCUCCUCGAAGAAGGCCUGUUGGUCCCCAAACUCCGAUGGUUCUUGUUGUGGCCACUCGUUAUACUGGGCACUCAAGCAACCUCCGCCAAUGAUACAGUGCGACGUGUAUUUGUUCGUGAUAAACUAUAUGAGAUGAGUCGAUUUAUAGGUUUGUCUAGCCCGUUGGUGGCAAAAGAAGUCCUUGAACGAUUUUGGGCGUCCGGGAAGACAAGUUGGGACGAUUGCUUCGACAAGCAGUACGUCUUUACCUCCCUGAUUGCUUUGAACGUCGGCUCGCAGAGCUAG